Bombyx mori (domestic silkworm) is the source of this 8497-nucleotide messenger RNA. Its product is annotated as zinc finger protein 91. Gene Ontology annotation, biological process: regulation of transcription by RNA polymerase II. NCBI's taxonomy places the organism in Eukaryota, Metazoa, Arthropoda, Insecta, Lepidoptera, Bombycidae. Gene Ontology annotation, cellular component: nucleus. The transcript is spliced from 4 exons. Bases 351 to 4220 code for a protein of 1289 amino acids. Gene Ontology annotation, molecular function: RNA polymerase II transcription regulatory region sequence-specific DNA binding; DNA-binding transcription factor activity, RNA polymerase II-specific. The record is from RefSeq and is a predicted model, not a curated record.
UAGUUCCCGUUCAAAAAAUAAGGUUAAAUUGUAUGCCCAAUGUAACUUUCGAUAUUUUGUACGUUAAAUUACCAAAGGCUUGGCAGCAAAAAUUAAAAUUUGUAGAAAUAAAAAAUCAGUAAAGUGAUUUUAUUCCAUUUAAAUUGCGUUCAAAUUAAAAAAGAACUUAUUACUUUGUGUAUAUACCGUAUUCGUAAAUACAUUAAUAAAAAGGAGUUCGUUACGAGUAUGUGCAACUGUCCUGCCUAUUUCCUCCACAAAGCAGUAAUGCAUUACGGUUUGAAGGAUGAGGCAGCUGUCGUACAAUCAAACUCAGACUUAGAACUCAUGUGUCAAGGUAUGAAAUAAAUAUGGAGACAAUGGAAGACGACAUUGACAUUGAAGAGCACGAUCUGCUGGACAACCCGAGGAUCAGAGACAUCUUCCCGGACCUGGGAAUUGUUAAAGAGGAACCCCAAGAAUUAUACAGCGACCAAGAUUCGUACGCAGACCACGAGCACUUCGGCAAUGCGCUGUUGUACGAAGAGUCGGAGCACGCGGACGAUGUGGCCCCGACGUACGACCUCAACGCGGACGCGCUGCCCUACGGCUCGCAGUCGCCGGAGAGCGCGCAGAACUACUCGCAAGCGUACGCCACCCAGAGCCACGUCAUCAUACUGGGUACCAAGCCGUCGUCGGAGUCGCUGCCUAAGGAGAGGCUCCCGGUCAGCGUACCGCUGGUCGACUGGGCGGAGGUCCUGAGCAGGAGCCCGUGCUUCUGCAGCGACUGCGGGACGCUCUUCCCGACAGAAAACGCCCUGGACGCCCACAAAAUGUCCUCGCAUUCGUUCCUGGUCGCCAUAAACAAUAACGUCGCCAAGAAGAGCACGUCCGCUCUGUCCGAGAAGGGCCGCGGCGAGCUGUGCGACGUCAGGACGAACAAGUGCAACCACUGCGACACGUACUUCGCCGACGGCACCGCGCUCAUCAAGCACCUCUACGAGCUGCUGCCGUCCAAGAACGCGGCCGUCGGUCCCCCCGUCGGGGACCCGCGGGCCCCCGCAGAGAAACCUCUCUGGACCGGACCCCGCAAAUGCUUUAAAUGCGAUUUGUGCAACGAAAUAUUGCAAAGUAAAGUUCAGGCUAAAAGACACAGGGACUCGAAACACCCGAAUAUGCAGAGACGUAAAAUAUUUCAAAUAAUAUACAGGAAGCAUAGUAACCACGUGGGCAAGGCGGAGCGGUCUCCGGCCAAAGCCCCCGAGGAGUCGGCCGGGGACAAGCGGUCUCCGCAGACUCAGGUAUUCAAGUACAAGUGCACCAGCUGCCACAUGUGGCUGGACAGCUCGUACCUGGCCCGGACGCACCGCGCCUACCGACACCCCGAGAAAUACGGUCAAUUCUUGUUCAAAAAGUAUGUUUGCAAAAAUAAAACCAACCCGAAAACGAGUAAAUCAGUGAUAAACAAUAAAGUGAGUGCCGCGAAGUCGAAAGCGAUUGUGGCCGCCACCAAAGUCGUCGCACCGGCCGCAACUAAAGUCGCCAACAGCGGCGAGUUCCUCUACCGCUUCAGCCGCGGGGUCCCCAUCCGGAACCCGCCCAUACAGCACGCGCUGCUGUACCGCUGCCUGCAGUGCGCCGUGCACUUCGUGGUGGGCUACUCCAUCAUUAACCACUUGAAGCAGUGCCGCCGGACCACGCCGCACGAGACCUGUGCCACCUGCCGCCGCAAGGUGUACCGCAAGGACGUGGAGAUGCACCGCCACCAGCACGCCUUCGCCGACAAGUUCAAGAUAUACACGAACAUCGACUGGAACUUCUACAAGAAAAUUAUGUGCCUGUGCCCCAAGUGCAACAUCUACUUCAGCGAGUACCGCUUCUGGACUCAUUACACGGAGCACCCCGCCGAGGUGGAGUCCCGGACCUGCGAGGAGUGCCACAUCGAGAUCAACAAGUCCUGCUACUCGUUCCACAAGAACUACCACCGGCUGUACAACUUGAAGCGCAAGGACAUAGUCCUGGUCGAGUUCAGGAAAUACGAGGACAUCGGGACCAAGCGCAAGUCUAGCUACCUCGCGCUGGCGAACAAAAAGAUCAAACUGGAGUCCAGUUCAGAGAGAGACGAAACCAGUCUAAGGCUGUUCUACUGCAGCACCUGUCGCUGCUGCAGCCACCGCCUCAUGAACAACGACAUCCACUUCAGUAGGAGCUGUCGCAACCGGCCGCGCCACCGCUGUGACAUCUGCGGCCUGUGCUUCCUCAACAAGGGUCUCAGGACCCACAAGAGGUGGCACAGCCAAUACAAGCUUUCGCUGAACAACAUCAAGUUCCAAUCGCACAACGGCGACCCCGUGGUCCCGGAGCCGCCACGCUUUGAGCAGUGCGGCAAGUGCGGCCUGCACCACCUGCGCACGGGCCACAGCUGCAAGGAGCGCGGCCACUUCUGCCGCGACUGCCGGGCCAGGUUCACGGCCGGCGCGUACAAGCUGCAUCGUCCGUUCCACGAGCUGAAGACCAAACACGACAGCAAGGAGUUGCACAAGAUGUGGAACAUGGUCUACCACUGCGAGGUCUGCGAAUUCGGCUUCGACUCCUACGACCAUGCCGUGGCCCACAGUCAGCAGCACCUGCUGUGCGAGGAUACGGAGCAGCUGUGCGAGCGCUGCGAGGUGUGCGACCUCAAGCUGCACCUGGACUGCAUGGACCGGCACCGGGGGCUGCACGAGAACCGCACCCUCAACAAGAGCGACUUCCUCAUCCUGAACUUUGAUUACAAGAACUUGCUGCACGACAAGUGGCUGCAGCUGUUCGGGCGAUUGCCGCAGGCCGCGGUCCGCGAGGUGGUGCGCCGCUCGCUGCACGGGAGCCACCGCGGCGUCAAGCUGCGGCUGAAGGAGGACGGGCCCGCGGAGUACACGAUUUACUUCUGCAACGGCUGCGAGAUCUGCAUCGACGACGCCAACGUGUCCCGCCACGCGCACAAGAGCUGCAGGAAGAAUGAGAGGAAGUACCACUGCAGCAGGUGCGCCCUGCACUUCGACAACAGCGAGAACUACGCGAGGCACGAGCGGGACCACGGGGCCACGGACCGCUUCAGGAUCGUCGAGUUCAAAUACGAGACGGACACGCGGGAGCACGGGGAAGAAGUUCCCGAAAGAGACAAGCUGACCUUUUACAGCUGCGGCAACUGCAAGGUGGCCAUGAGGUUCCAGUGGAGCACCUCGAAGCACCGCUGCAACGAUGAGGAGGUCGUGGCCUGCGACCAGUGCGGGCUCCACUACUACGCGCGGAGAGCGCCCCGGCACGAGCUGCUGCACAGGAAGUUCCCGGACUUGUCCAGGGACCGCGUGGUGCAGCGGCCCUUCUCCAACGCCGAGAAGAAGCUGGUCUCCGUGACAGUGCACAAGUGCCCGUGCGGCCUGCACCUGCCGUCGCCCGCCGCCGCCGAGCAGCAUGUGCGGGACUGCGCGCUGGAGCGGGGCCCGGCCGCGACCUGCGACACGUGCGGGCUGCUGUUCCCGGCCGCCGCGCUGCCCCAGCACCGUCGCGCGCACCACACUGCGCCCGCCAGGAUCCAGGUCGAGAACGUGCCCGUGCUGGUGCUGUACGAGUGCGAGGUCUGCCGCCUGCUGCUGCACAGCCGCCGCGAGCUAGCGCAGCACGAGUGCGGCGCCGGCGCCCAGGCCUGUGCGCGCUGCGGGCUGCGGCUCCACCCCUCCGCCGUCGAGACGCACGCCGCCAAACAUGAGACCAACGAGUACGGCUUUUUUUUCAACAACAUCGUCAAGUUGCCUUUGGCUAGAAGCACUAGCGAGAAGAAGGAGGGGAGGUCCUCGGCCGCGAGCGACGCGGGCCCAGUCGGCUCCAGCGUGCCGGGCGCCUCCCCCUCGCCGGUCCCUCCCGCCCCCUCCCCGGCACCCCCCACCGACGGGCCCCGGCCCGGCCCGGACGGCGAGUACAAAUUCAAGCUGUACAAGUGCCGGGAGUGCGACGUGCACUUCACGGACGAGGGCUCGUGCCGGAGCCACGUGGCGCGGCACGAGCGGCUGGGCGAGGCGGAGUACAUCGGCUGCAAGCUGUGCGGCCUGCAGUUCCUGGUGGCGCAGCUGCACGGCCACGUCCGGAGCCACCACGGCACCCCCGUCCGCCUCCAAGAGAUGCUGGUGGAGGAGCACUGCGCCGCCGACCGACUGCAGUCCAGAACGGUCAGCUCCACGAGGAUCGAGAAGACGGUCGAUUAAUUUUGCGGGAUGCAGCAGAACAGAUUCGUUUGUGAAGAGCGUCAUGAGUCCGGUAUAUGUAUCUCGUUUUGUUGCAACAUCCGGUACGGACGGAUGAUAAUGAAAAUAAAAUGGUGAAGUUUUCGAUUUGCGUGCGCGAUACACGAGCAGACAGUGUCCGCUGAUUAAUACAGUGACGUCAUCGUAUAAAGCCGUGAUUUAAAUUUGCGACGCAGCGUUUAAUUGCACAAUAUCCGGACCCCCCGGCGCUCGGUGGGAGGGGUCCCCUGUGCGCUCCCCCUCCACUGGUGACUGUCGUUCCCGUAAUGUCGAGACAACAAAUUCCGAUUUUGUAUCUAUGUAUAUAAUCUAGUGUUUUUCUGUUUGUCUCGACCUCCCAUAUACAUAUUUGCGCGUAAGAUCUUACACCUAUAUGAAUUGGGGAGCACAAUGCCUCUAUAAUAUUAUACAAUUUACUUAGUUUUGUUUAUAUUGGUGUUAGGACCUCUUGUGAGUCCGAACGGGUAGGUACCACCGCCCCGCCUAUUUCUACCGUGAAGCAGUAAUGCGUUUCGGUUUGAAGGGCGGGGCAGCCGUUGUACUGUUAAAGGUGAGAUCUUAUACCUCAUGUCUCAAGGUCGGUGGCGGCAUUUACGUUGUAGAUAUCUAUGAGCUCUGGUAACCACUUAACAUUAUCAGGUAGGCCGUGAGCUCGUCCACCCAUUUAAGCAAUAAAAAUAAAAAAAAGAUCGGAGAAUUUGAACACAAAUGAAGUCACACGUCGAGUUCCAUUGCGCGGCCGUAUUCAACUAGUCCUGUCUGGCUUAUUGCUACUCGUUUACAGAGAAAUAGAGUGAUCGAUACCUCUUAUUUAUUUUGCACGCACACAGGCGAAAUCUCGAAGUACCCUCGCUUGGUUGAUGAUAACGACAGAAUACUUUAUCGACGGCUAAAAUUUUAAAAUUCGCACGGCAGCGUUAAUGAAUCAAUUUGAAGGGUGAUAGGGCAUUUGGUUUAUGCGACAUUUCGCUUAAUACGCGAUGUUUAUCUAUGUAAUUAAAUGUCCGUUUUAUUUGAUAUCAGCAUCAACAGUUCGAUGUUAUUUUAUUGAACUUCAAUUCAAUAGCUGAAGAAGUUUUCUCGUGUAAAGUUGAAAAAGUAUCGCCUAAACCCAAACAGCCUUUCAACCCUCGAAUUGCAAAUUUAAAAAUUAUCGAUUAGUUUUUAAAAGUCAAACUAAAGGGGAUUGCCCACUCUCCAUAGUGUGCUAGGCCCAAGGUGGACAUUAAAUAUUACUAUAAAAAUGGACUGAUUCAAAUUCUUAAAUGUAUUAGAUAUCUAAAAAAUAUAUUGAAAUUGACGCCACUAUUAUAGAAAAUAUAAUAAAAAUAAAAAACUCGUUUUAAGGUUAAUUUUCUAUAUAAAUACCUCAAGAACUUUUCUUUUUUUAAUGUUUAAGAUGUUCCUAAUGUAUUUUUAUCCAAUUGUAGUUAUUAGGGUAUAAAAAACACACAUACUUCUUUAAAUAUCUAUAUUAUUCUAUAUUUUCUUCAUCUUCAUACACAAUUAGUAAAUCAUCUAAAAAUAGCACAGGAGAGCAUAUACACGGUUUUAAAUCUCGGUCAGGUUAAAACCACAAUUCACACAAUGGUUUUCAGCCGUAGUAUGAAACGUUAUUGAUAAAAGCAAAAUAAAUCGAAGAAAAAUCAAAACACAUCCAUUUUGAACGCAAGCACAAGCAGCAAGCGAAGUGUCAGUCAGUCAGAUUAAAAUCAGUGUUGUCAGUAUAAAGAAAAAUAAUUACAUGAAAUUCAUAUAUCGAUCAUUUUUUUAAAUAACCGAUAUUGGAUUUAUUUCUUAAUCUUUUUUUUACGAGUACACAUUAUAUUUUAUUUUUUAUGUUUUUGUUUUAGUUGUACAUAUUUAAAUAACAAUACAAGUUAAGUUUUUUUUUAUUGCUUAGAUGGGUGGACGAUCUCACAGCCACCCUGGUGUUAAGUGGUUACUGGAGCCCACAAACAUCCACAACGUAAAUGCGCCACCCACCUUGAGAUAUAAGUUCUAAGGUCUCAAGUAUAGUAACAAGUUAAAGUCCAAUGGGUAUGUCUUUGAUGUUAUUUUAUGUGCUGAAAAUCGAUUAAAAUCGAUUGAUUAAUGAUAAUAUUUAAAAUGAUUUAUUUAUAUGGUUUUUUAUAUACUUAAAAUGUUUACUUAAUACGUAAAAGGUUUUUAAGUUGGCAAUAUUUUUCCCGCAAAAAUAAAAUUCUUGUUUUUUUCAAUAGAGUUACUUUUUUUAAACUACUUAUUGUAAACUGUAGUGGCGCUUAUUUGGAAGAAAGUAAAUGCAUAUUUAUUUAUGACAAAAUUAAUGCACUAAGUAUUUUUUCUCUAAUCUAUUGUCCGCUUUGGGCCUGAAAUGGGCCGUCCCCUUUAUUUGGUUCUCGUAUAACUUGAAGUGUUGUUACCUCAGGCCGACAAAUAUAAUGAAAUGAUAUAUUUCUUACUGCAUUACCAUUCUCUCAUUACAUUGCUGUCUUUCUUAGUUAAAUAUCUGAAAAACUAACUAACUUAUCUUCGAGUCUAGGAGUGAGGUCACACCCUAAACACUGUUGAUAGGAGGAAACGUGUGGCGAAAUCUAUGUUAAAGGCAUGGAGGGUAGAUGUAAGGACCGCCAUCUUGUAUAGGGGACAAGUUUUAUGGGUGAUAGGCCCUCUUGUGAGUCCGCACUGCUAGGUACCACCGCCCUAACUAUUUCUGCCAUAAAGCAGUCAUGCGUUUCGGCUUGAAGGGUGGUGCAGCCGUUGUAACUAUACUGAAAUCUUAGAACUUAUAUCUCAAGGUGGGUGGCGCAUUUACGUUAUAGAUGUCUAUUGGCCCCAGUAACCACUUAACAUCAGGUGGGCUGUGAGCUCGUUGAUAAAGUUACAAACUGUAAACAGCGAGUUAUUGUUGGAAGACUCACCGAAAUAGCGCUAGUUUAGGAAGUGGAAAUGAUAUGAAUAUAGCAGUUUUGAACAGGGUGAAGUGUGGUAGUCUAUGGCGCUAUUUUUUAAAUCCUUCCACUUGCUAUUGUGGCACCACCUUAAUUUGAGGACACUUUUUAAUACAUUUAGACGGUGCUCCUUACUCCCACCUCUCAUAGUUAAAGGAUGUCGAAAUUUCAAUACUACCCGCAAAUUCCUUCAAUACGGUCAAAAAACAUAAAAAUGGAGCUCCUAUCGAGAACACUAUAUAAAUUCGAAUCUAGAUUUCACGUUAAACUUUUCAUCUGCGUAAUUCAAUGUUUACAAGAAUCUUUUGUAAAUCUUAGGGCGCUGUGAGAUAUGACUCCUUCGUACCAUCGAGCUUCGUAUUCAAUGUCGCUAUCUUCUGUCAGCAAUAUGAAAUAUAAAUCUUCAAUUGGCCUGAUGGCGCUAACGAAAUUAGAGAAAUAUAGAGUUUAUAGCCUCCACUAACCACUGUACAGUACCAGGCAAUAAAUAUUGCACAUCGAUAUUUAGAAAUUAAUGUGUUUUAAUUAUUCUCUCGAUUCCUGUCGGGAUAUUAGAGCGAAGUUACAAAAUUAUUGUGUCUGCAUCUGUCCUUGAUUGAUAGCCGAUACCACAUCCCUAGAAUUAUCGAGAAUAUUUCACACAUUUCGAGUAUUGUGUUUCCGAUGCCGGACAAUAGAUGGCGUUGUAUUCCUCGAGCGUUCUAGGUGCUACUAGACCCUUCGAUAUUUGUUCGACUGUUCGUCGAUAGAUGGCGUUAUUCUUACCGACGUAAUAGUAUAAACUUACUAAGCUAACUAAAACUAAUUAGUAGAUAGGUACCUAGUUUAAAUGUCUGAUUCGUAAAACAAUUACUAAUAUACACAGAUUACUGGUCAUUAGUUCAUUUAAUGGCUAAAACAAAAACAAGCUCACAUAUUAAUGGCGGAUUAUUGAUGAGUAUUCAACUAAACUAGAGAGAAACGUUCGCGAUGGAUCGAAAAGUAUACCAUUUUUUACACUUGAUAUGUAAUGUUUUCAUUAACAAUGUCCGUUUGAUUAGUCGUUAUUCUAUUUAAGUUAAUAAUCUUGUAUGUAUCCAUUGCAACUGAUGAUGAAUUAUGAAUUAUGUCGGCUUUAAAUGAAUUAGUCACUUCCCGUUCCCGCCAAUAUUCAAACUGUCAACGGUCUUUUUUCUAAACUGAAUGUAUCAUUUAGUAUUUAUAGUUUUAGAUAAUUAAUUUACAGUCUUCUUUAUAUUAAGCUUGAUAUGAUUGCUGUAUAGAUUCAUGUGUUUAUUUUUGAAUUAAAAUACUUUUUUGACAUUA